AUGCCGUCCCCUCCAGCCCCACCGCGCAUGAUAGAUCGCCGCCACGUCUUUGGCGUGUGCGAAAAGGUGAAGGACGGAUUUCAAUACCUCGAUGACACAAAUGUCGUCUGGGUGUCUGGAAAGAGUCUUGUCAUUUUGGACACGCAGCUUGGCACACAACAGUUGAUUUCUUGCACACCGACUUGCCAGUCGGUAACAGCUCUGGCGAUAUCUUACAAUCACCGGCUGUUGGCUGUUGCGGAGAGCUCCAAGUUUCCCUGCAUUGUCAUCUAUGUAUGCGAUCCGAGUGGAAAUCCAAAGCUCAGGCGGAAGAAAGUUCUACAAGUGCCUGACCUUGGCUCCACAGAGUACAUCUCACUUGGUUUCUCUUUGGAUGGGCGGCAUCUCAUUUCGCUUGGUGGUUAUCCCGAGUGGAAUCUCGUUUAUUGGAAUGUUGAACGGGCAAAGAUAAUGGCCACCUGUGCCGUGCUUGAUGAAAAUGAGCUCGCCUCUCGAGAUAAGCGUCUGCUUAAUCAGUGCAGUAUUUGCCCAAACGACUUCUCUCUUGUUUGUGUCUCUGGUCAUGGUAUUGUGAGAUUUCUUUUGUUGCGGGAUAAUCAACUGCGUCGCGCCUCGGGUGGGCUGCGGGAGCCCGUGACAAAUUACAUGUCCCAUAUUUGGAUCCCGACAGAGAACCGUCUCAUUCUCUCCACGGAGAAUGGUGAUCUCAUUCUCAUGGAAAAUAAUGAAUACAAAUACCCGCUUCCAAUGUCUCCAUCAGAUGGGGUUUCUAUCAAUACGCUCAUAGCGUAUAGCAAAGGAUUUAUAUGCGGUGGUGACCUGGGCCUCAUUUAUAUUUUUGAACGAACAGACAAUAAGGAGAUGUACCGCAAGGUGCGAACUUUUAAAUUCAACAAUGAUGCAGAAAACAUGGGGCCGCCGAGUGAAUUGAUUCCGGUGAUCCUUUCUCUUGCACUCUCACCCCCACCUGCGGAGGAGUAUGUUUCCUUUAUGACCAGCACGAAACAGUUGUACUCUAUCAACCUCCCCAAUGCCGACUUUUUCAAGUCUGACGAACGGGUAUUUGAACCUAUUGGCCAACCAUUCCAUUCCGGGGCCGUUAUUGCGGUGGAUGUCUCCGUGCAGCGUCCACAUGCGGUGACUGCUGGUCGUGAUCGCUGCAUCUUUUUGUGGAACCUUAUCACAGGGGUUGUGGAGUUUCGUAAACGUUUUUCGUCCGAUAUCCACAGUAUCGCCAUGCAUCCAUCAGGGCUUCAUCUUUUGGUGGGGCUCACGGAUGGGCUUCGCAUGAUGAAUUUAUUUCACAACGAUGUUAGAGAAUUUAAAAACAUUGGAAUUCGCUCUUGUAUGGAGUGCCGUUUCAGCACGGGCGGCCAAUUCUUUGCGGCGGCACACGCUACAACAAUUCAUGUAUACUAUACAUACACAUGUGAGCUGCUGGGCCACUUGCGCGGGCACAGUGGAAAGGUGAAAACCAUUUUUUUUGUCCCUCCAGAUGACACGAGGUUGGUCUCUGUGGGGCUUGACGGCGCUGUCCAUGAGUUUAAUCUCUGCGAUUUUCAUAAGGUCAACGACAAUGUACUCAAAGCCAUGACGUAUAACUGCGGUCUGGCUGAUGUAGGCACCGUAUGGACUGCCGGCAAUGAUCAAAAACUGCGUCAAUUUGAUCGUACAAAAUUGCAGCCUGUUGCCGAGUACGACUUGCAAAACGCCUCAUUGUACUCGAUGGUCAUCAGCCCCAGGCUGAAACUACUUAUUGGCGGCGCCGAGGAUGGUACAGUGCGUGUAUUCAAUACGUACCUUGGUGAGAAACUUUCUGGCAUGGAAAGGGAGCGGGAAAAUGGGGGGGAAAUUAUGAUUGAAUCACACAAUGCGCACUCCGGUAUUGUAACACGUCUUGCUUUGACGUUUGACGAAUCGCUAGUUGUCAGCGUGGGUGAGGACGGUGCCGUGAUCUUCUGGGACGUCGUCGCCCCAUACCGAGGGCCGCACAAGGAGGUGGAAUAUUCACGUGAACUAUUCAUGGCAAAUAGCGACUUGGAGGCGUCCACAAAGACGGUCUCAGCACUUGAAGCAGAAGUGAAUGAGCUGAAGCAACGGAUGCAGCAACAGCAGAUUAAGCGCGACAGAGUUCACGAGGAACAAUUGCUGAAACUGGAGCAGGAGUAUGCCGACGAGCAGGCGCGUCGCCUCGCACAAUACGAGGCACUUAAGGCGGAUAAAAACGAACAAGCCAUUCAAUUUACAGAUUUUAUGGCAGAGAUGGAGACGAAGGAAAAGGAGGCUUUAAAACGCACAAAGGAGGACUACAGUCUCAAGAUUCAAUCCCUACGAGACCGCGCUGACAGACUGAGACAACUGAUUGACGAACUUCAACAUGAGCAAGACGCCCACCUUGCCGAGGUUCGUGAGGUUGCCGCAAAGAAGCGUGCGGAGGACAAUGAGAGACAGCGAAAGGUGUUAAAAGAGCUGGAAGAAGAAAAUCAUCAACUUUUGAUGGAACGGGAUGAGGAUACGAAACGUACCGAGAACUAUUGCGCUUUGAUUGAAGAUGAAACAGACGUGGAGGUCACUUUGCUGAAGGAGGACGUCGAGAAACGUCGCAAGGAGCAGGAAGAGGAGGUUGCCACCUUGCAGGCCAACAACGAUUUGCUUCUAUCGCGAGAGAACAUCAUAAGGGCCGAACUGGAGGCGGUUAAGGCGGAUGUGCGGGAGAAGCUCCGGCAACAGUCUACAUUGGAGUCGCAGAUUGAGGCGGCAAAGCGUGACAUUGGGGCCCUCACACAGGAGUUUAAAGACCGUGGAGAGACGAUUGCCGAGAAGGAGCGGCGUGUGCUUGACCUCAAGAAGAAAAACCAAGAGCUGGAGAAGUUCAAGUUUGUGCUGGAGUAUAAAAUCAAGGAACUAAAGUUACAGAUUGAUCCACGCGACGAGGAAAUACGGCAGGCGAAAAGUCGUCUGUCGGAGAUGGGAAAAGAGGCUGAUAAUUACACACACAGCAACGAACAUCUUGUGCUGCAGAUCCGCAACCUGCGGCAUAAGAAGGCAGGGCAGCAAAAGGAGCUCGAUAAGCUUGCGGAAAUUAUGCGGGGCUUUUCGGAGUACCUCUCGCGCCUGUGGACGGAGCUCUCGUGUCUUCGGGAGGAGACGAAUCCGCGCAAACUGAAGGAGUUUGCCAAGAUGCUUUUUGACAAGUACACCUCCACCAAGGCGGUUGCCGCGAACAAGACACUUGCCUCUCGCACAGCCGCAGAUGAGGUGCGGGAGUACAAUCGUGAGCGCGAUCACCUUGAGCGGAACCUUGCAGGGCUGAAGAACAAGGUGAACAAGGACGCGGAGAACAAUCGCACCGACAAGAAUCGUAUCACCACAGAGAACGUCAUUCUCAUCAGGGAGAUCAACGACUUGCGGAAGGAGGCACGACGGUUGGCUGAGAAGGCGGGUGCCUGGCGACAGACGGAAAAGUGUGGCGCAUCCUUGCAACAAGAGGAGACGAAACGCGAGCUUGCGAUGCAACGGGCGGAAUUGAAGCGUCUGCGCGCCUUGGCGAGAAAACUGGCAGAAGAGGCACGUGAAAAAGGAAUCACGUUAACGCUCCCUUCCUUGACUGAAAGUAGACCGGGGAGUUGA
This is a messenger RNA of Trypanosoma cruzi, 3630 nucleotides long. RefSeq lists its product as uncharacterized. Gene Ontology annotation, molecular function: protein binding. NCBI's taxonomy places the organism in Eukaryota, Euglenozoa, Kinetoplastea, Trypanosomatida, Trypanosomatidae. The coding region runs from base 1 to 3630 and encodes 1209 amino acids. The transcript has a single exon. The record is from RefSeq and is a predicted model, not a curated record.